Molecule: messenger RNA, 891 nt
Organism: Thlaspi arvense
Lineage: Eukaryota; Viridiplantae; Streptophyta; Magnoliopsida; Brassicales; Brassicaceae
Source: the annotation of a GenBank genome assembly
AUGGUUCUAAAAAAAAAGAUGAAUUUGAACAACGUGAAAGUUCCGAAGGUGCCAGGAGGUGGUGCCAUAUCUGCGUUGGUUAAGAUUGGGAUAAUCGGUGGGCUCGGUGUCUACGGUGCCACACACAGUCUCUACAAUGUCGAGGGAGGACAUCGAGCCAUCAUGUUCAACCGUUUGGUCGGUAUCAAAGAUAAGGUUUACCCCGAGGGUACGCACCUGAUGGUUCCUUGGUUCGAAAGACCGGUCAUCUAUGACGUUCGUGCACGACCUUACCUUGUUGAGAGUACAUCCGGAAGCCGUGAUCUCCAGAUGGUGAGAAUUGGGCUUAGGGUUCUUCAUAGUCCCAUGGCAGACCAGUUACCUGAGACCUACAGAACCCUCGGUGAGAACUACGGCGAGAGAGUUCUGCCUUCUAUAACCCACGAGACUUUGAAAGCUGUUGUUGCUCAGUACAAUGCAAGCCAGCUUAUUACUCAGAGAGAGGCGGUUAGUAGGGAGAUCAGGAAGAUUCUAACUGCACGAGCAACAAACUUCAACAUUGCGCUUGACGAUGUGUCCAUCACGACCCUGACAUUUGGGAAGGAGUUCACGGCUGCCAUUGAAGCUAAGCAGGUGGCUGCUCAAGAAGCUGAGCGGGCUAAGUUCAUCGUUGAGAAGGCCGAGCAAGACAAGAAAAGUGCGGUUAUCCGCGCCCAGGGAGAAGCCAAGAGUGCUCAGCUCAUAGGUCAAGCAAUCGCAAACAACCAAGCUUUCAUAACGCUCAGGAAGAUCGAGGCCGCGAGAGAGAUUGCACAGACCAUAGCACACUCGGCGAACAAGGUGUACCUGAGCUCCGACGAUCUUUUGCUUAACCUACAGGAGAUGAAUUUGGAUGUGAAUGCAAUGAAGUAG